Molecule: messenger RNA, 2768 nt
Organism: Diprion similis
Lineage: Eukaryota; Metazoa; Arthropoda; Insecta; Hymenoptera; Diprionidae
Gene: Lerp
Product: cation-independent mannose-6-phosphate receptor
Exons: 17
Coding region: 235-2766 (843 amino acids)
Biological process (GO): lysosomal transport
Cellular component (GO): trans-Golgi network
Molecular function (GO): signaling receptor activity; D-mannose binding
Source: RefSeq, a predicted model, not a curated record
AUCGAAUCUUCAAGGGAAGGUCAUAACGCCGGUAGAAUUUUCAUUCCGUCAAUCUCGAGAACAAAACCUCGAACCGCCGUUCAGUAAAGUCUGAUUAAUUGGUCAAUGUGACGGUAACAAUUUCGGGUUACGAUACUCAACCUGUUUGAAUGAGCUGCAGCACUGUAAUUAUCGUUGAUACCUGGCGCGUGUUGCAUCGUUUAAGUAAUUUCCACUGAAAGAAAGGAAGAAAAAAUGCCAGAAUGCCAAUUAUAUAUUUCCCUUGCAAUACUUUUCACGAUACUCACGCAGUUCGUUUCCAGUCAGAAACCAAGUUUCACUUGCGGCGUCAAAGAUUCAAUACAUUUGCACAAGUUUAACUUCACUGAGCUAUCGAGCUCGGAUAUAACGAUCUACGAUCAGUCUGAGGGCGAAAAUAUAACUCUACGUCUUUGUUCGCCUCUGUCGCAAACCUGCGCUGGAAGUCACGAUUACAGUAUAUGUUUGCGCAAGCAGGGAACAGAAGUAGGACUGGGAAAAUUUCCUCCGUUGUUGGUGAACAAUCAUACAUCAAUGUUCAAUUUCACGGGUGACCUGUGCAGCAAUUCCAGAAAUUAUACAGUUUUGAUUGUUAUGAAAUGCGACUAUACCGCUAUCGACACUACAAGUCCUCAACUAAUUCCAAAAGGAAAAGAUGAUCAGUGCACAACAUACUUUAUAUGGAAUACUAAAUGGGCUUGUAACGAAGCAGUAAAAGCAAAUUGCACAGUUGUCGAUGAUCGUAACAAUCUAUACGAUCUUAGUUCGCUAACAGCAUAUAAGAAUAAUUAUGUCGUUGACAUUGGUGGCAAGGGAAACUUGACAAUGAAUAUCAAUGUAUGUCAUUCGGUUAUACAUGAAUCUGGAUCAGAAUGUUAUGGAACAGCUGGAGCAUGCUUAGAAGUACAUUCGAACGACUCGAGUAAUCCCAAGUACAUUAAUUACGGUGAAGUAAAUCACCCUCUCACCAUUAACAAUGGUAAUUUGGAAAUUGUAUACACAAGCGGUCACUUAUGCAAAGACGAAACAGAAGACUCACUUUGGACGAUUAUAACUUUCAUCUGUGAUCCUGAAGCUACUGAGCACACCGUGCCAGAGUAUAAGAACAAUACAUCCUGCAAGUAUGAAUUUGUAUGGAAAACAUCUCUUGCCUGCAACAAAACGUACUUAAAACAAAAUGCUGCAAAGUGCAAAGUAACAAAUCCUCGGACAAAAUUCACUUACAACUUGGAAGUGUUGAUGAAUAGUGAUGUUACGACAAACACAUCCGAUGGUACUCAAUAUAAACUUCAAAUAUGUGGUUCACUCCGUGACAGUAAAUGUCCAAAAGGAACAGGAGUGUGUAAUACUAAAGACUCGAUAUCAGUUGGUAUGGCUAAUGGUAAUCUUAUGUGGCAACAUGGCGGUCCUUAUCUUAAUUAUACCAACGGAGCGAUAUGCGAAAACGGUCAAAACCAUUAUACUCUUAUCGCAUUCGUUUGUGGCGCUGAAGGUUCAACUGGUUCACCAAUCAUAGUAAAAAAAAAUACGUGUUCUUUGAUCAUACACUGGUACACUAGCCUGGCAUGUGAAAACAAGCUGACAUGUGUUGAAAAGCAAACGAACUUACUUCCAUUGAUACAAACUUCGAAAAAUUAUGUGGCCAAGGGAAUGGAUACGGAGUUUCACAUAAAUAUAUGCCGUCCUAUAGUUCCCACUCCAGGAUUGGCCUGUCCACCUGGUAGCGCUGUUUGUCAAGCUGUACGUACCUCCGAAGGACAAUAUACCAAUGAAACCAGUCUAGGUUUUCCUGAUGAAAAGACAGUUCUCCUUGACAAUCAAAAUGUUAUUUUGAACUACACUCAGGGCUCGCCGUGCCCUGAAAAUCCUCAGAAAAAUUUAUCUUCAUCUUUCAAAUUUUCUUGCAACUACAAUGGUGAUCACGGAUCACCAGAAUUUGAAAAUUACUCAAAUUGUCACUUCAGUUUUAUAUGGAAAACCAAUAUUGUAUGCGGCACGUUGAUUGGAGUUUGGGUUCCACCAUGUGUGGUCCAAGAUGAAACUCACGUGAACAAAGUGGAUCUAUCUCUGCUAUAUCCAAAGCCAGUCCCGCGUAUAGUGGCCGGAACAGGAAAGAACUACAGCAUAAGCAUUUGUGGCGGAAAGGAUCAUUGCAAUGGGUCGGCAGUUUGUCAGGGUACAAAUGGCUAUGGUACUAUCACCAAUGUUAUGUUUGACUACGACAAUAAGGCGAUAAAACUCCUGUAUGGGAAUGGUUCGAAAUGUUCCAAUAAAGUCUAUACAUCGGAAUUAUCGUUGAUCUGCAAUGAUAGCGUUGGAAUUGACAAUGGGCCGAAGCUGCUUUUGGAUGCCAACUGCAUGGCAUCUUUUGAGUGGCAUACGAAAAUCGCCUGUCCUUCAGAAGUUCCUGUGCUCAAGUCGGGGACUUCCAAUGAUCCUGUGUCUACAACUGAGACGACACCAGCCCGGGAAUCGUUAUGGGAAAGCGACGCAGCUAUUCAAACUUGGGCAAUUGUCUCCGCGUUGUUCCUGGUCACCGUCGUCCUGAUCGCGUGGUUCUACAUGCGAAAUCCUCGGUGGUGCUUCGAUCUUCGGUAUCGUAUAAGUGCGAUCACUGCUUCACGAAACCACAGCCGGGUCCAAUAUUCGAGGGUAAACACAACAGAAGAGGCUCAUUUAUUAUUGGAUACAUCAGAUCCAUGCGGAGAUGGGCAAAUUGAUAGCGACGAUGAGCUGUUGGGUGUCUAGUC